Molecule: messenger RNA, 3595 nt
Organism: Colossoma macropomum (tambaqui)
Lineage: Eukaryota; Metazoa; Chordata; Actinopteri; Characiformes; Serrasalmidae
Gene: prdm9
Product: PR domain containing 9
Exons: 6
Coding region: 122-2665 (847 amino acids)
Cellular component (GO): nucleus
Molecular function (GO): protein binding; histone methyltransferase activity
Source: RefSeq, a predicted model, not a curated record
CCGUAGAAGAAGAAGUCUAUGGUCUAACUUCCUUGUGGGAAGAGCUCGACCGGCUACCAGCUAACAAGUUCUCCAGAAACAGCCAGGAGUUUGAUUAAAGACUGUUUUUAUCAGUUACACCAUGUCGGACAGUCCAGGAUUGCCACCAGGUGAAGACCAGAAUUUAGAGAUUCAAGGCUCUGUGACAGUCUGCAGUGUAGAGGUAGAGACUGAGAUCCAUGAGGAAAACACUCUUAAUGAUGGGCACUUCUACUGCGAGACCUGCUGUAAACUGUAUGUGGAUGAGUGUGAGGUUCAUGGUCCUCCAUUGUUUACCCAUGAUUCCCGCACGCCUGUGGGAGUUCCUCAGAGGGCUCUCCUCACUCUUCCACAAGGUCUGGUCAUCGGUAGAUCAACUUCUCCUGGAGCGGGACUCGGGGUUUUUAACCAGGGCAGAGUCAUUCCUCUUGGAAUGCAUUUUGGACCCUUUGAUGGAGAGGUGACCAGCCAGGAGAAGGCAGUGGAGAGUGCGUAUUCAUGGGUGAUAUGCAGAGGAGGCGACCAGUACGAUUACAUUGAUGCAGAGAGAGACACUCACUCAAACUGGAUGAGGUAUGUUGUGUGCUCUCGGUCUGAGAAUGAGCAAAACCUGGUGGCGUUUCAGCAGAGCGGGCGCGUUCUGUUUCGCUGCUGCCGCCCCAUCCACCCCGGACAGGAACUGAGAGUGUGGUACGCAGAGGAUUACGCCCAAAACCUAAGCACCAUCUGGGAUAAGAUCUGGGACAGGAAGUGCAGUCCUAUAGGAAGAAGUGAUGAAGAGGCACAGGUUUUAACCUGUCCUUACUGCCAGUACUCUUUCCCAGCUCCUGUUUAUCUGCACAGGCACGUCAGGCGCUCGCACCCAGAUGAGUAUCCACACCUCUCAGAAGCCCAGGCUCUCGAGCCUGUUGAACAGACAUCAGUCAUAAAGUUGGAUCAGUGUCUGCUCGCCUCUGAUGCACCAUCUUCAUCUCAAGUGCAGCCAAUCACAGAAUCUUUCCAGAGCCAGUUUCCUUCUCUCAGUGGCCAGACAGAGAAAUCAGGUACAGCUGAAACAUCACAUGAACAUAACAGUUUGAACGAAGACCAGACAGACAGCGGUGCACCGGAGAACAAAUGUGGUGAUUGCAGGAGAACAUUUCUGAGGUCGUGCCACUUAAAAAGACACCAGCGCACAAUCCACUCGAAAGAGAAGCCAUAUUGCUGCAGCCACUGCAGGAAGUGCUUCAGUCAGGCAACAGGGUUGAAAAGACACCAGCAAACUCACCAGAAUGAAACGGAGCAAAGAAUGGAGGUGAAAGAGGGUGCGCUGACAGAUAUCUAUCCUUGUACUGAGUGCUCAUUCUCUUUUGUGGCUAAACUCAAUCUAUACAAACAUCUCAAACGGCACCACCAUGGAGAGUACCUAAAACUGGUGGAGAACCAGUCUUUUAGCGCACUGCAAACUGAGGAGAUCUCAGACAAACAUGACCCUCCAUAUGAACCACCAGCCAGACUCAGGAGAUCCACUGGGAGCCCUAAUGGGAGCAGGGGUCACCCUAAAAAAGGACCUACUGGCCGGCCUCGUGGCAGACCACCUAAAAACAAGAGCCCCCAGCAGCCAAUUAAGAACAAAGUUCAAGAGCAGAGUGCUGAGCCUGAACAGACCACCACUGACCUUGAUGGUUCAGCAGUGCCACAGAGAGCUAAUACAGAUGGCACAAUGCCUCAGGAACUGCCCACAUCUUCACACAUCUGCGGUGAGUGUCUGAGAACCUUCAGCCACCUGCAUCUUCUGAAAAGCCAUGAUUGCAUCCAACAGGGCGACGGUCCCCAUGGGUGCUCCCGCUGCGGCCUCUAUUUCAACCGCCUGUGCAACCUGCGGCGACAUGAACGCACCAUUCAUGGAAAGGAGCGGCCGUACUGCUGCACGCUGUGUCUCAAGUCCUUCACGCAGUCGUCUGGUCUGAAGCGCCACCAGGACAGUCACUCACGCCGCAGCACCCACCGCCAGAGCGCCGCACUGGCUGACGCCACCAUCUACCCCUGCAACCACUGCCCCUUCUCCUUCACCGGCGAACGCUACCUGCACAAGCACGUCCGCCGCCACCACCCGGAGAUGACCACCAAGUACCUCUGCUUCAACGAGGGCGACGUGACGUCCAAGGACCACAGCUGCACGCAGUGCUCCAAGAUCUUCCGCACGAUCAGGGGUUUCAAGAAUCACGCCUGCUUUAGGCAGGGCGACCAGCUGUACCUGUGUCCUGACUGCGGUAAAGCCUUCAGCUGGUUCAACAGCCUGAAGCAGCACCAGCGCAUUCAUACGGGCGUGAAACCGUAUGCCUGCUCGCAGUGCGGGAAGAGUUUCGUGCACUCGGGCCAGCUGAACGUCCACAUGCGCACCCACACAGGCGAGAAGCCAUUCCUCUGUGCUGAGUGCGGCGAGAGCUUCAGGCAGUCGGGCGACCUGAGGCGACACGAGCAGAAGCACUCAGGCGUGCGGCCAUGUCAGUGCCCCGACUGCGGGAAGAGCUUCAGCCGGCCACAGAGCCUCAGGGCCCACCAGCAGCUUCACAGGGGAACAAAAAUGUUCCCCUGCACACAGUGUGGGAAAAGCUUUGCGCGUCGGUACCACCUCACCCGCCACCACCAGAAAAUGCACUCCUGACCAGCAACUCAAUGGAUGCACUCAAUGCCUAUAAUGACUGAUGGACUGAAGGUUUCUGUUAGAUCAUUUUAAUAUCAGUGUGCAGCCACAUAGAUGCUCUGAUGCAAAGCUUCUGAACAGUGCAUGUUGUGUUAAUGCACAGUCCAACCUAUAAGGAUACAUACAUAUUUAAAACUGAAACAAGUGUUUCAAACUGACUGAAGCAACUGUUCCAGAUGUUCUGUAUGUAUUAUUAGUAUGAGUAGUUCAUCACAAGCAAUAGAUAAAUGGCACAUAUUGUACAGAAGGGUACAAUAGUUGAGGGCAGACUUAAAUGAGCAAAAGGAAAUGUAUCCACUAAAUUAUACUUUACAAAUCUUAAAGGCUGGUAUCUGCGAUACGGAUUUGGAAUCAAAUAAAAUGUUUAUCUGAUCAUACAAUAAAAUAUUUGGAAAUUCUUUAAACUCUGUUACUGAGAAAUCAGCACUCAGUGUAAUGAGUACGUUCAGAGUACGCUGAUCUGCUGUGGUGGUGCUGUGUUAGCAUAAUCUACAGCAGUGGUCACCAACACUGGUCCUGGACAUUUUUCUUCUUGCAGAGUUUAGUUUCAACCCUGAUCAACCACAUCUACUACUGUUAAUUAACUUCUGAAGUUCUUCUUUGGCUGGAUCAGAUGCUUUAGUGUUGGAUAAGGUGGGUGCAGCAUGUUAGACGCAGGUUGGAGGGCUGGUGAGCACUGACCUACCGCAGUUUCUAAAAUCAGUCCUUGGGACACAUCUGACAGUUCCACGUUUGCUUUGUUCCAAAACUCCACUCACAAGGGUUAGAGCAAAAAUGUUGGCCCCCAGGGGCCGGAUUCAAAAACACUGAACUGUGUUAUAAUACUGAUGUGUGAAAAUGUUGGACAUUAAUGAAAUAAGUAAAUACUAUUAACAUGACAGUACCAGCUGA